UCGUCUUCCUCCUCUCCUCCUCUCGCUCCGCUCUCUCUCCUGCCCAAGCAAUGGCCGCCCCCCUCAUUCUCUUCUUCCUGCAGGUGACGACCUCCUCCUCGCACUCUCUGCUGCCGUGCUAGCCGCCGCCCGGCACGCGGGCCACUGCCGUCGCCAUACUCUCGCUCCCUCCGCCGCAUACGCCAACGAGGAGGCCGGGACCGCCGGAUCCGGUGACUCCGGCCUCCUCGCCGGCAGAUCCGGCCCCUCUGAGGCGAGGGGGAGCCGGCAGCCGCCCCUCUCUCCCUCUCCCUCUCCCUCUCCCUCUCCAUCCUCUUCAUUUCCGGAUCGGUGGACGCCGGCGAUUAGGCGGCUUAGGGCUCAUGGUAACAAAAAGGGAAUACAUGUAAUGCACUUGGUAACAGUCGCCGCCGCCGCCAUCGAAGAGGGCCAAGACGGCGGCCGGUAUCGCCACCCCACAGAAGAUGGGGAAGGCGGCGGCUGCGUUGGCCGACCAGUUCUUGACGCCGGAGAAGCCGACGCGGAAGGUUGCAGCGGCGGCAGGGCACAUCUGGACGCCGGAUAGGCCGGAGCAGCCGUCGGCGGCGGUGCGGAAGGCGCAUGGCAGCAGCGGCGGCGUGGUGUUCUCUGUCAAGGGGGGUCCGGCGGGCGGCGCUCGAGCUGCGGCAGUGGUCGGAGAGGGGGGCGGCGUCGCUGGCGCCAGAUGAGGACGAGCUCGAGGCCGUGGAACGGCAGCUCGAUGUUGGUCCCACAUCCGUCCGGAGCCCCGUCAAGCGCAAGGCCAAGCUGCCGGAGAGCUACGAGAUGCUCUGCGAGUUCUUCAAUUGCUUCGAGAGUUCCACCCAGUUGCUUCGUAUGAAGGGAUCCAAGGCAUCCUUCCCCAACAUUUGUGCUACCACCCAGCAUUUGUCUGAACGAUGGUGUAGAAAGCUUGACUGGAGUAUUUGUAUUUGCUGCAACAAGGUUAGCUCUCAAAGCAUAAGAAGAUGUAGUUGGUGCAGCAUGCCAAACAAUUUUAAAUGGACUGCAAUGACCAGUCGCAAAUCGUCAAGAAAUAGUUAGCAUGGAAUGAAAUGCUAUGAAGACUGAAUUUUUACUGUAAGCCACAAUCAAUUGAUGUUGCACUCUUGUGGCCUGGAAGAUUUGUCUUAUGUGAUUUUCCUGGAUGGCAUGAGUGUUUGGAAAUUCUGGAGGUUCACUCUAGAGAGGUUUCAUUGGCAAGUGAUGCCAGUCUGGAAGACGUUGCUUCUUUGACUGAAAGAUUUACAGUUUUACCUGGUUGGUUUACAAUUCAUCAGUACGCACUGUGAGACAACCUCUGAAGAAUUUGAAGGACAGGUAAAACUAGAAACAUUUUUUAGUUGUUUUUUCUUUAAAUAUUUGUCGAUAUAUGCACUAAUUGGAUGUUUCCUCAGUGGGCCACUCACUACGUACAAUGGUGAUGCUUUGCCUCAUUUAUGCUUAGUGGUACAUUAUGUCAAUCUGUUUUGUGCAUAGCGAGGGAGUGGAAGUAAGCUUACCAACCAACAUUUCCCUCCUCCUAGGCUUAACCUACCUCAAAGACUAGGUUUGCCCAUUGGUGCAAGCUGACCACCACUGCUAGGACAUAAUACGGUUUGCUUAGUUACUCUAUCUCUUACCUUCCCUGUUUUUGCACAUAUGGUAAAAUUUCUUGCAGUUCCUAUACAAUCCGCAUGUUUAUCCCUGCUCACGUAUACCAAUGAUGCAUGUUUAUUCAUGUAUACAUGGAAGUUAUAGAUUGGUGCAAGUGAUUCAAUUAAGUUGCUUUUCUGUUUGUUGAUUUAUGAGAUAGAACUCCAGCAUUGUUCAUCAAUUGAUAUGUUUAUCAGGCAUCAAUUAAUAUGUUUCAAUUGGUAGCUUAAACCGGAGAAGACUCCAGCUAGAUCAUAGGCUUAUGAUUCCUCAGACUAACCAUUGUUCAAUUUCAUAUUUCUACUACUGUAAAAGCAAACGCUAAAUUUAAUCAUGUUUAUUAGAUUAGAUAAAACAUGUUAAUGUAUGCGCAAGAGGUUCAGAACAGCACUAGCACAUUCCCUUCUAUCCAACGUUCACCCCUAGUCAUAUAAAAUCCUAUAAACCUCACGUCGGUACUGUUCACUAUUCAUUCGCCCACGCGGCCACGUCGCCCCAACAAUCAGCACCGUCCGAUCUCCUGCCCAGCCACGCGCUUGCAUCGUAUCGGGCCAGGCCGAUUGAGCCCACCACCCAGUCACUCACGACAGGAAGAGGAGGACCAGCCACGAACCUGCCGAUUCCCCAUUCUCUCGAGUCUUGACCGCGUCGUCACCUACGACGCCGCCGCCGUUCCCCUUUUGUCUCGAGCUCGGCCACGCAGCUCCCGUUGCUCGCCGUCGUCGCUUCCCGGCGAGGCCAUCCACGGCCGCCGUCGCUUCUCCCCGGAGACCACCACCGUCUUUCCACCCCCGCGCGGCACCCCGUCUCACCCUCUCCCUCUAGGGUUUUCUCGGCCUCGAAUCGCUCUGUAAGCCCCUCGGCGACUUCUCUGGUUGUUUUGCUUGGAUCUCCAGCUCACGGGAGCGCUGCUUUGAUUGAAUCGCCCCCAGUGCGUCCCUCCUCACACCACGGCACCUUCGCCUGCAGUGCACAAGGCCGACCUGCUCAGGCGCGCUACCCAGGCGACCAUGCCUAUGCCCCUGUGCUUGUAUUAUCUCCACCAAGGAGGCCGUUGCAUCCCAGAUCUCCCUAUCGGCCAGGCUCGGGAGGAUGCUACAUCGAGCCAUGACGGCUGCAAUACUUCUAGGCCUUGAAAAGAGGAUUUGGACCACCGGUGGUUCUGACCAAGAUUUAGCGGUAUGUGUUUUUCUAUAUGUUUUCUUCCGUGUAGUGUCUAUUCCCUUUCCCCUGUUCUGAUGAUUACUUGCUCAAGCUGUUUGAUUAUUGUCAGUGGCGAAGCCACCGUAGGGGCCAGGGAGGGCCAACACCCCCCUAACCUCUAUGUGACCUCCCCUCCCCUCUCUUCUCCCAAGGAUGAUUAGCACUUAUAAUCUAGCUAUUAAUUAUAUCAUUAGUUGCAGAUGAGACUAACUAUAUAGGACAGGACAACUGCCUAGCUAUAUAUAUAUAGGACUUAUGAAAUGACUUAGCUAAAUGAUUUAUCAUUUUAGAAGUGAUUGCAAGACUCCAAUUAAUGAAACAAACUGUUCAAUCAUCCAUAUAUUAAAAAUAUUACUGAAUUUUAAAUUGGCAAAUCAUGAUAUAUGGGUUCUUGUUCUCUCUUGUAGCUAAUCGCUAUAAUAUGUAUGAUAUCGAGUUACCGAUCAUACAUCAACGCUACAAAAUCACUGUUCACUAAACCUUAAGUGAGUUGCCAUGUCUCGUAGAUGGCACCCUCCAUCUCUAAAUCUUGGCUUCGCCACUGAUUAUUGUUGCAGCAGUUACACCUAUUAGACAUGCAUUCAGUUGAUGAGCAUUGACCACCCAACCAAGGUACCAAUCAGUUUUCGUCCAAAACAUAUGUUUAUUCUCAUUCAUCGAUCUGCGAUGCCAAAUCUAUGCUUCGAUCUUUUAAUUUGCUACAGCUUUCCCUGCUUCUCUAAUCAGUAGCAUUACAGAUUUGUCUCUGUGAGACUGUGACUGCUUAUUGUACUUUCAGAUUGCUUUACAGUGCAUGCACAAGUUGUUGCCUAUUUUAAUACCAACCAACCAAUAUAUAGCUGUUCCCAACAAACAUGAACAUUUCAGCUUUCAGUAUAUGAUCUUCAGGAAUGAAUUGACCGUUAUCUGGCUUGCAACCGUUCCAUGGUGCAAAUCAAUCAGUUUGGAUAUGGAACACGCAUUGUACGGGUUGCUGCUUAUAGAUAAAAAUGUCACACAUCAUUAUGUGAAACUGGACCAUCUCCAGAUGCAUUAGUGAUCAACCUACAAGUUGCUUUCAUCUUUUAGGGACGGAGGUAGCAAGUUCAACGAAGGUACCUGCAUUGCUCUAACUUCUUAGGUGGCAAAGAAAGAGGGGUUGUCUGUGAUUCUGCCCAGCCACUUUGGUUUGGAAGAAAGAAAUUGGUGACUGAAUCAAUGAAGCUGCUAGUGGCAACGUUGCCUGUAUAGAAGGAUAUAAAUUAACAGCGCGCCUUUUGGCGCGCUGAUUUUCUAGUCGAAAAGUUAAACCGGGGUAUAAGUGUAGCACCUUCGCUCCACUCAAAGAAAAUGUAAGCCGAAGACUUGAGAAGCUUCCAGAAUCCAGAGAUCGCAGCAGAAAAGGAGCGAACAAGGCAAACCUCUCAAAGGAAAAAAGAAAAAUAAUAAAGGAGGAAACCUGUCAAACACCACCCUAUGACAAGUGGGUCCCACUCGAACCAACCGUACGGCCCCCCCACCCAAACCCGCUCCCCCCUCGCUCCGAAAAUAUCCACCUCUCUAGAUCUUUCUCGUCGCAAACGCCCUUCCGCCCCCGCCUCGCCGCGCCCAUUCCACCACCUUUCCGAACCUUCCACUCCCUUCCAGACUCCACCCCCACGUCACCCCUAUUUAAACCCCUCCUCCCACCGAGCAAUCAAGCGACAAGAUCGAGAAGCCACAAACCCCAGCGCGAUCCGAGGUAGAAGAAGAAGAAGAAGAAGAAGAAGAAGAGGCGAUCGAGAGAUGGAGAGCGCCAUGUUCGGGCUGGAGACGCCGCUGAUGACGGCGCUGCAGCACCUGCUCGACAUCCCCGACGGCGAGGGCGGCGCCGCCGGGAAGCAGGGCGCGACCGGUGGCCCGACGCGUGCGUACGUGCGCGACGCCCGCGCCAUGGCGGCGACCCCCGCCGACGUGAAGGAUCUGCCCGGGGCGUACGCGUUCGUGGUGGACAUGCCUGGGCUCAAGUCCUCCGACAUCAAGGUGCAGGUGGAGGAGGAGAGGCUGCUGGUGAUCAGCGGGGAGCGGCGGCGCGGCGGCGGGGAGGAGGAGAAGGAGGAGUCGUGCAAGUACCUGCGGAUGGAGCGGCGGAUGGGCAAGUUCAUGCGCAAGUUCGUGCUCCCCGACAACGCCGACGUCGACAAGAUCUCCGCCGUGUGCCAGGACGGCGUGCUCACCGUCACCGUCGAGAAGCUCCCGCCGCCGGAGCCCAAGAAGCCCAAGACCAUCGAGGUCAAGGUCGCGUGAUGAGAUUCCGCAUCUCUCUGCAUCUGCGUCGCUGCGUGGAUCAAAGAAUCGAAGCUUGAGUUGAGUGAGUUGUGACUAGUAGUAUGAGUAGAGUGUUCAUCUUUAUCGUUUGCUACGUGAGAAUGUGAGGACAUGGUGGUCUGUAUGCCGUAUGCGAUGUGAUGAUGAUGGAUGGUUUGAUGUUUGGUAAUGGAAAUGGGGAUGUUCUGCUGCUUAUCUGAAUAAAUAUACUCUGCAUCUUUUGAAA
Molecule: messenger RNA, 5368 nt
Organism: Oryza sativa Japonica Group (Japanese rice)
Lineage: Eukaryota; Viridiplantae; Streptophyta; Magnoliopsida; Poales; Poaceae
Source: RefSeq, a predicted model, not a curated record